Molecule: messenger RNA, 2776 nt
Organism: Suricata suricatta (meerkat)
Lineage: Eukaryota; Metazoa; Chordata; Mammalia; Carnivora; Herpestidae
Gene: VAT1
Product: vesicle amine transport 1
Exons: 6
Coding region: 81-1283 (400 amino acids)
Molecular function (GO): zinc ion binding; oxidoreductase activity
Source: RefSeq, a predicted model, not a curated record
GCCACUUCUCCCGACGCGCGCCCCGCCCUCCCCAGCUGUGCACCCUCCGUCCAGCUGCGCACAAGUCGGGAGUCCCAGACAUGUCGGCGGAGAGAGAGGUAGCCGAGGCGGCCACCGUGGUGGCAGCGGCCGAAGCAGGGGCCGGAGAAGACGUCCCUUCUCAGCCCCCGAAAGCCGAGGUAGCUGGCGACGCCCAGCCACCCGCGCCUUCCGAGGGGGCCGCGGCCGAGUCGCAGACGCCGCUGCGCUGCCUGGUGCUCACGGGCUUCGGCGGCUACGACAAGGUGAAGCUGCAGAGUCGGCCGGCUGUGACCCCGGCCCCCGGGCCCGGCCAGCUGACGCUGCGCGUCCGGGCUUGCGGGCUCAACUUCGCCGACCUUAUGGCCCGGCAGGGACUGUACGACCGGCUGCCGCCUCUGCCCCACACUCCGGGCAUGGAGGGCGCCGGCACAGUGGUCGCAGUGGGCGAGGGAGUCAAUGACCGCAAGGUGGGGGACCGGGUGAUGGUGUUGAUUCGGUCAGGCAUGUGGCAGGAGGAGGUGACUGUGUCCGCAGCCCAGACCUUCCAGAUGCCUGAGGGCAUGACCUUUGAGGAAGCUGCUGCCUUGCUGGUCAAUUACAUCACAGCCUACAUGGUCCUCUUUGACUUCGGCAACCUACGGCCUGGCCACAGCGUCUUGGUACACAUGGCUGCAGGGGGUGUGGGUAUGGCCGCCGUGCAGCUGUGCCGCACAGUGGAGAAUGUGACGGUGUUCGGCACGGCUUCGGCCAGCAAGCAUGAGCUGCUAAAGGAGAAUGGGGUCACACACCCCAUCGACUACCAUACGACCGACUAUGUGGAUGAGAUCAAGAAGGUCUCCCCCAAAGGAGUGGACAUCGUCAUGGACCCUCUGGGUGGGUCAGAUACUGCCAAGGGCUACAACCUCCUCAAACCCAUGGGCAAAGUGGUCAUCUAUGGGAUGGCCAACCUGCUGACCGGCCCCAAGCGGAACCUGAUGGCCCUGGCACGCACUUGGUGGAACCAGUUUAGUGUGACGGCAUUGCAGCUGCUGCCAGCCAAUCGAGCGGUGUGCGGCUUCCACCUGGGCUACCUGGAGAACGAGGCAGAGCUAGUCAGUGGCGUGGUGGCCCGCCUCCUGGCUCUGUACAACCAGGGCCGCAUCAAACCCCACAUUGACUCUGUCUGGCCCUUUGAGAAGGUGGCGGAUGCCAUGAGGCAGAUGCAGGAGAAGAAGAAUGUGGGCAAAGUCCUCCUGGUGCCUGGACCCGAGAAGGAGAACUAGGGCCGGGGCUGGCAGACCCUCGGGACCUGGGAAGAGAGAAGCUAGGGAGCCACAUUGUGUUGGUUGCCAGACUCUCUUACAUUUCGUCCUCCUCAACGCUCUCUGACCACUCGCCCCCAAAGGUCUCCGUGGUAAUGACCUCGCCCCUGCCCUGUUCUUUCUCCUUAGGCAGGGCCCCCUCCCCCCUUCCUGCCCUCUGAAGAGGUUGGGAAGUGACCACUUGGAUGUCUGGGCCCUGCCAAGGGGACAGGGAGGGUCAGAGGGAGGCCGGCUGCUUCCUGCCCCCACCCUUUCCCUGGGCCUGCUGUGCUGCUUUUGUGCCAAGGUUAGCCAGUCCUUUUCCGUCCAGUUCUGUGUGCUUCCACCUCUGCCUUGUCUCCCCUCCUGCCCCUGCUCCCUUCCCUGCAAAGAAUCAAAAUGUCAGCUCAGGAUAUGGGGCCUAUCUGUGUGGAUCCAACAUGUCCCUGUCUUGCCCUCGUGUCCCUUCAGCCAGCUGGUGCCCACCUCUGAACUCUGUUGCCUCGUUGCAUGGCCUUGUCCUCGGGUCCCCGUCUCCUUGAGCACAGCUGGGCUUCUUCCACCUCCGGGUUUUCUGCCACUCUUAACCAAGGUUGCCUCUUCCAACGAGGGUGGGAAUCUGACCUCUUCCCUAGGUCCUGAUUCUGUGGGAGGGACACAGAGCUCCCCCCACCACCCCACCCUUCACUGAGUUCUAGUGGAUUUGUUCUCAGUGCCUUAGCAACGGAAAACCUGUGCUUGAGAGUGUGGGUGGGUGGGUGGGUGGGGUCCCUGUCUCACACCUCCUCCUCCAUCCCUGUACUCCCCAGUGCCUUCCUCAUUCUGGUGGAGGUGGGCUCUUGCUGCCUCUCUGUCCCACACUGCCAAAAAUCUGUGUGCGUGUGCCGGUGGGGGUUGGGGGGAGCAGCCCCUAGCCUCCCGGGGUCUGUGCCGUGUCCCGUCUCUGGGGCUGUCAUUUCUCUCUGGCUGCUUGAGGAGAAAAAGGUGGGGCAGCGUUCUCAGCCUUGCAGAUAAGUGUGGCAUUUACCAGCCAGAGCUCUGAGAGGCAAUGCCAUCUGUUUCUUGUUCUGGGACCAAAGUCAAAAUCGAAGCACAUUUCCCGUGUCGUCAAGGGAGGCCCACUACCUUCUCAGAGCAGGAGGGCAGCUUUUCAAACUCAGCCCCAAACUUUGUUUACAUGGGUGGGGAGAUGGAACAGGGGAAUAAGGAGAGGGGUGGUUAGGACCUGGGCUGCCGGAACCAAAGUGGGGGACUUGCUGGCACAGGGUACAACUCCCUCUGCUCCCAGAUACGGAAUUAGGGAGGGUUACUGCCCAGCUGUUGCCAAUGGGAGGUGGGGGGAGGGGCUCAGCCUCUUCAGUGUCUACACGAGGCCUAAACGUGUGAAGGGCGAUUUCUGCUUUUGUGUACCCCACCCCCUACCAUUACCGAAGCUGCCUUUGUGUUUGUGUCAAUAAAAAGCCAAACCCUGGGUC